AUGCAUGCUACCAAAAAAUUUCUCGGCUCAAAAAUUGAACCACGUGAACCAUUGCAAAAUCCGCUCAAAAUUCAGUUAAAUAAAGAUAAUGUUACAAAUGGAAAACAUACUUUGCAAGUAGCAAUACUAACACUAUCAGAUCAAAAAUCAAUGAUAAAUAUGGAAUUAGAAAUAUUUGGUGAAGAUCUGAAUGGAUUUGAACGUCCGAAUCCACCGGUUGAUUAUGAUCGUGUGCGCAUUGCAUGUGUUCUUACUGAAAAUCAAAAGAUUGAUUGGACUACGCUAACAGUUUCCGAUGUUAUACAACAUACACUACUAAUCGGGAUUAAAAAGUCGGGGGACAAAUCGGGAUUAAAAAAACGUUUGUCGACCAUUUUGGAAAAAAAGUGUCGACAAUUGAAGGUCCGUCGAUGA
This is a messenger RNA of Didymodactylos carnosus, 414 nucleotides long. Lineage: Eukaryota; Metazoa; Rotifera; Eurotatoria; Philodinida; Philodinidae. The record is from the annotation of a GenBank genome assembly.